AUGGCGUCGAAGAUAAAGCGCGACGAGCACGCGGACGGAAUCUCCGUCGUCGCGUUCGGCCCGGAAGGCACUCUCGCGCACCGGCGAUUAUUCUUCGAUGACGACAACGACUUUAAGAUUAUUUCCCCCUGGCACGACGUACCGCACCGCGCUGCGGACGACGGAUUUAAUUUCCUCUGCCACACGCCGAAAGGCACGUCAGCGAUAGUCGAAGUCGCGAAAGACGAGGAUUACAACCCUAUCCGCCACGUGGCGCGAGACGGCGCCGCGGCGCGCUACACGGCUACUGCCACGUGGAACAUCGGUAUUGCGACGCAGACGUGGCAGGAUCCUAAGGAUGAAUGCGACGUGGGUAACGGCCGGGUGCUGCCAUUCGCCGGCGAGCCCGUACGCGUUAUAGAGAUCGGCGGCAUGGUAGCGAAACCGGGACAGUUGUACUCGGUGAGGCCGCUGGGCGCGUUCGCGAUGAUUCGCGAAGACGAAGGGACGGCUUCGUGGACGGUUAUCGCUCUUUCGUCAAACGACGCGUGGGAGCAUCUGCUGAAGAAUAUGGUUGACCUGCAACGAGAGAAGCCGGGCGAAAUCGAACGACUGAAAAAGUGGCUCCUAACAGCUGAUUCAUCCCAUCCCACAUCCCUAGGUUUCAACGACCAACCCCAGCCGCGCAAGGCCGCUGUCGCCGCUCUGUCCUUCGCCCACGCCUCGUGGAAAGCCAAACGUGACGUGUUGGCUCGGUUCCCGAACCUAGACCUCCCGUCCGGCGACAACGCCGAAGCUCCUCCCGUGCCUGAGGUGCUCCGGGAAAUCUGGGAGCCUACUAUUGAGUGGUAUUUAGACGAGGCGGGGACUACUAUGGAAGAGUGUAUUAAAGCUGCAAAACACGAGGCAAAACAUGAGGCAGCGACACAUGGGGUUGUGCAUACGGUGGGGGGUAUUGCGAGCUCUGUUGGGGAAUUGCGCGGAAGCUUCGCGCAUUCCAUCAGCAAGGGGGUUAGCAGCAGCAGGAAGGGGCUAGUUGGCGGAAUCACCCACACGGUAGGGGGUAUUGCGGAUAUCAGUGGGGGGAUCAGGGGGGGGAUUAAGGGUGCGGUGGGAGGGAUUGGGGGGGCGGUGGGGGGAAUAGGGUCACGUUUGGGGAAGAGCAGGAAGGGCAUGGGUGGCAUGGGCUCCUUUGCUGCUAUAGGAGGGGGGCUUUCUAAGAUUGGCGGCGCGGCUAGCGGGUUAACUAGUGCCGUUUCAUCUGCUCGUGAGAAAGCGGUUUCAUCUGUGAGAGGAGCAGUGGGAGGCGCGGUUACAACUGUUGGAGGGGCAGUGGGAGGGGCGGUUACAACUGUGGGUGGUAAGGUUGGCGGUGCGGUUACAACUGUUGGUGGGGCAGUAGGCGGUGCUGUUACAACAGUUGGUGGUAAAGUUGGCGGCGCAGUUACAACUGUUGGUGGGGCGGUGGGCGGUGCAGUUACAACUGUGGGUGGUAAAGUUGGCGGCGCAGUUACAACUGUCGGCGGGGCAGUGGGAGGGGCGGUUACAACUGUUGGUGGGGCGGUAGGCGGUGCAGUUACACGUGUGGAAGGAGCUGUAACGGGAGGCUCGGGAAGGGAUCUAGAGUCUUUCCAGGAUAGGGCCAAGCGACAGAGGGAGCUGUUUCUACAGAGAUUGAAAAGGGGGAAGGAGGAAAGUGCGGGGAAAGUGCAGGAAGGGGAGGGGGUGGUGGGAGGAGGGGGCGUGGGAGCAGGUGGGAAGGAAGGGGGGUUGAAGGGUGAGGAGAGGGAGAAGAAAGAGGAAGAGGCGAAAAAGGUGGAGGAUAAGGAGGAGAGAGAGGAGGAUGAGGAGAAGGAGAAAAGGGUGGAGGAAAAGGGGGAGGAGAAGGAAAAGGUGAGGGAGGAAAAGAAGGAAGAGGGAGAGGAUGGGGCGGGAAAAGGAGGGGAGGGAGCAGCGGGGGAACGAGGGGAAGCGGAGGGAGCAGAGGGAGCAGGAGCAGCAGGAGCAGCAGGAGCAGCAGCAUUAACGUCAGUAGAAGCAACAUCAGAGGCAGGGGAAAGAGCAGGAGAAGGAGCAGGAGAAGAAGAGGAGCAAAAGGAACCACUUUCUGAGGAGGACAAAGAGAGGAUUGAGAGGGAGAGAAUUGAGAAAGAGUUGGAAAGGGAAAGGAUUGAGCGGGCAAGGAAACAGAGAGAGAGGUUUAUGAAAGCCCUUGCAAAUAAGAAGCUAGGUGGCAGGGCAGUAUUGCCACCCAAAGGGGCGGCAGGGGCGGCAGCACAGGGGGGGUUUGCAGCUGUGGCAGCCGCAGCAGCAGCAGCAGCAGCGGCAGCAGCAUCGGCAGCUGUGGCAGGGAUUGCAGCUUCGGUGGUGGGUGCUGGGGGGGAAAGGGAAGGAGAGGCGGGAGGUGCAGCAGAUGAGGUAAGCAGGGCAGGAGAGAAGCAGGCAGAGGGAGGGGUGGUGGGAGGGGAGAGGGGAGAGGGGCAACAGCAGGAGCAUCAGGAAAGGGAGCAGGGGCAGCAGGGGCAGCAGGAAGGGAAGAUGAGUGAGGGAGGGGAGGAGGAGGAAGAGGUGCAGGAGGAGGGGAGGGAGCAGCGGUUUGCAUCGGCUGUUGAUAGUGGCACGGAUGGUGCUAGAGCCGGUGCCAGUCCCCUCAAAUCCUCUCCUCCUCCUUCCCUGGCUUCAAACCUGCACCUCAAGCGGUUACCACCGCGACAGCGUAACCGCAGCCUGGACCUGAGCUUCAACUCCUUUGCCCAACCAGACACGCGCACAGAGACAGUAACAGACACAAGCACAGACCGUGGCAUCAGCGGCGGCGGUGGUGGUGGUAUCGGUGACCUGUCGUUUGGGCCGGGUUCGGACUCUUCUGGCUCUUUCGUCACCAUCUCCCUUUCCGGAAGCUCCAAACGCGACUCCCUCUCUCGCGACUCCUUUGCGCGAGAUUCGCUUUCGCGUGACUCCCUGUCGAGGGAUGCACCCGGGUCCUCCUCUCGAGAGUUCGGUGGUUUCUUCUCCGGUCCUGCUUCCGGGCCCCUACGCUCAUCAAGCAGGCGUCAUUCCCUCAGCAGAGAGGAUUUCACACUUAACCCUCUAGAUGCUUCCGGUUCCCCCCUAGCUGGUUCCCCCGAUCUUGCCGGUUCCCCAACCCUCUCCCCCCGACGGUACGCCUCUCCUGUUCACGAGCGCUUGACAGCAGCCGGGAUUCUCAGCAACUCUCCCCGAGGCUCUGGAGCUGGUUCGGCUGGUGGUGCUGGUGCCCGCCUCGGCAGGUUCGACGAAGGCUCCGGCUCGCCGAACCUCACGCCCAGGUCCGGGAGGCCCCCGAGCCCCUUGACCGGCCGAAGCAGCGUGGUAGCUGCGGCGUUGGGCGCAGCAGCGGGGGUGAGAAGCGGAAAGACUUUUGAGUCGCCUCAGAAAUCGUCGGGAGCAGCAGCAGCAGCGGGAGUGAGGAGCGGAAAGACGGGGUUUUCUGGUUUUGCGUCGUCCCCUUCCUUCUCCCCUUCUUAUUCUUCUCCUGCUUUCCAAACCACUCGCGCGUCUGUCUCGUUCGGGUCUUCAGGAAAGGAGAGAAGCGAGGAGCAUGCUAAUGAGAGGGUUAAGGAGCAUACUGAGGAGCGCAGUAACGAGGAUAGUGCGGAGGAUGUUAAGGAGAAUAUUAAGGAGGAUACUGAAGAGGACAAUGAGGAGGAUAGUAAGGAGCGUAAUAUGGGAGAUAUUAAGGAGGAUGGUAUGGAUGAAAUGAAGGAGGAUACUGAGGACGGUGGCUUAGAGGAUACUAAUGAGGAUACUAAGGAGCACACAAAGGAGGAUAUUGAGGAGAAUACCGAGGAGGAUUCUAAGGAGGAUAGCAGUAACAACAUCGAGGAUACUGGGGACCUUGCUAUGGAGGACAGUGCUGCGACUAGUGGCGUUGAUGGGGGUGCUGGGAGUGGUGAGGGUGAUGACAGUCUGUCUCUGCUGCGAGCCAGGACAGUGGGCGAUGAGGGGAAUGGGGGUGACGGGGAUGGUGGGGGUGAUGGGGGUGAUGGGGUUGAUGACAGCCUGUCUCUGCUGCGAGCAAGGACAAUGUCUUCAGUGGAAACACAGGGGGAGAAGGAGAAGAAGCACCGGGAGAAGAAGAAGGAGAAGGGAUCCUCUAAGCACCGCAAAUCGCCGUCGGUUUCGGAGGUUAGUGGUGGUGGUGCCAUUGGGAGCAAGGAGAGUAAUGACGGUAUUGGCAGUGUGAGCUUUAGAAGUGUUGGCAGCCCUGCCAGCAGCAGCACAAGCAGCCAUGGGCAUAGUAGUGUGAGUGGUGAUUUGGAUGCGGCGGCGGCUGCUGCAGCGAAGGAGGCUAGGAGGGCUGCGAGGAAGCAGAAGAAGGCUGAACAGGCUGCUGCUGAGUCAGCAGCUGCUGAGGCUGCUGCUGGUGGUGGUGGUGUUAGUAACGUUAGUGCAGGAGAGGCUGGGGCAGCAGCAGCUGGUGUGGAGGAGGGGCAGGAGAAGAGAAGGAAGGAGAAGGAGAAAGAGAAGAGUGGUGAGGAGAAGGAAGGGAAGGAGAAAGAGGGGAAGGAGAAGGAGAGGAAGAAGAAAGAGAAGAAGGAGAAGGAAGGAAAGGAGAAGGACAGAAAGGAAAAGGAGGGAAAGGAGAAGGAUGGAAAGGAUAAGGACGGGAAGGAGAAGAAAGGAAGGGAGAAGGAACGAAAGGAAGGAAAGGAGGGAAAGGAGGGAGUGGAGAGGAGUAGGUCAAAGAGAAUAUCGCGCGCCUCAGGCGGACAGAGGAGCAAGCUGGACCAAGCUAACCUACCAGCAUUUCUGGAAGCAUUCAUAGCAUGUGCGCUUAAGAACCACAAGCACGCGGCAUCCGUCGAAAUGGCGGAAACUGCUGUAAAUGAUCGGCCUGCUGCUGCUGCUGCUUCCGCGCCAGGUGCGACGGGAGCAGGAGCAGCGCAGGCAGCGCCUCAGGAUGACCAAUCGCAAGGUGGCUCCUUAAAGCCGUGCUUUCUCUCGAAGCUUCAGCAAAGCACGCCGAAUUCUCCGUCUCUCUCCUCCCCCACAACGCUCCCUGCCCUCAAGCCUCAUGCUCCUCCUUUCUCUCCAACCCCAUCCUCCUCCUCUCCGCAAGUCCUAUCGUCGUCCCUCUCUUCCUCCGGCUCCUCCCCCCUCACCACGUCCUCCCGCGACUCUUUCUCCGCCACCCCCGGCAACUCCGCGCAGCUCGCGUCAUUCCGCGGUCGCUCCCCCUCCCCCACGCCCCCCGACCCGUCGCGCAUCUGCCUCAACCCAAACGCUGCGGCGUUCGUUCCGUGCUUUUCCGGCGCAGGCGGGAACGGCGGAAGCGACGGAAACGGCGGAACCGGCGCCGGCGCGGGUCCUGAGGGGGGUAGCGGAAGCGGGGAAGGCGGCGACGGCGGAGAAAGGGGAGCAGAUGUUCGCUCGGCGGAAGGGAAUAUGUAUGCGCAGGCAAAUGCGCACGGGGAGGGUUCCGCUAGCCGUGGAUUGUCAACAGAGGAAGCUAAUUACGAAGGUUCCUCGUUAGAUAGAAUUCCGUCUAACACCUCAGUUUCAUCUGAUGACGAGUAUCGCCGUUACGUUAGGGAUCAGCUUCCAGACGAGCUUAUUAGCUUCGACGAGCAGGAUACGCCGAACCUCAACGGCAGCCUUCUCCCUCCGGACCUAGACGGGCUAGGUUCGGCAGAUCCCGAACAUGGAGGCGGCAGGUCCGGGCCUGGGGGCGGACCUCGUCCCGGCGCCGAGCGCGGGGCAGCGGGAGACUUUAUGCAAAAUAAAUUGGGUAUGCGGGGAACUGGAGAGGGGCGGGGCUGGAAUCCGGACGCGCGGAGUUAUUUGGCGGAGCUUCCCCCUGACCAUCCCUUGCACCACGCCUCCCCGCAUCAGCACCAUCUCCCCCCGCACUUGCGCCAAGGCCCCGGUAGCGCUUCCGCCAGCCCCAUGUCCCACGCGCGGCAUUCCCUAGGCGGACCUCCCUCUUUCCCCGAGCAUGAGUUUGGGGGCGGCUCCCCCGCGUCCUUUCCGCGGAACCCUCCGCCGUCCAGUCCCGCCGCGGCUGCGCUUCUUGCGCGGCUGGACCUGGGCGGGGGCGGAGGCGGCGGAGCAGGCGGAGGACCGCUUCCGCCCACCGCGCAGCAGCUUGCGGAGCUGCUAGACGGUCCUGCUCCUGGACUUGGGGGACUUCCCCCUGGCGCAGGAUACCCCUUCGAUAACUAUCCCCCCCCGCAUUUCGAGCACUUGGGGGGAGGAAACCAUCCGCGCCCGUCCAACUCUCUCCCCGCUUCCCCCGCUCCCGCCGGUGCGCACCGCUUCAAUCCCGCUCUCCGCGGCAGCCCGCUCCAAUUCUCCCCCGCCCGCCACGGCCCGCCGCCUCCCCCGCAUCACAUGCUUCCGCCGUCGCAGCUGCUGGGCGGAAGAGGCGGAGCAGGGGAAGGGGGGCGGGGACUCCCGCCCGGAAUUUCGGAGUCGUCCAGGCGCGGGCAAUUUGGACCGCCGUUAGAUGGACCUGGGAGAAUGGACGGCCGGAUGGACGGCAGGAUGGAUGGCCGGAUGGACGGCAGGAUGGACGGCAGGAUGGACGGCAGAAUGGACGGCAGGAUGGACGGCAGGAUGGACGGCCGGAUGGACGGCAGGAUGGACGGUCGGAUGGACGGCAGGAUGGACGGCCGGAUGGACGGCAGGGGAGAUGGUCCGCCCAUGGGCCCCCCAGGUAGCCCCAUGCCCGGCCCCGGGGGACUUCCUCCCCCUAACGCGCUUUACCAAGGCCCCGGGGGAAGAGGCGGGCGCGGAGGCGGACCAUUGGGCCCCGGGGGAAUGGGCGGACCUGGCGGGCAUGGCGGAAGAUUCGCGCCUGGUCCGCCGUUCAGCCCGGAAGUAGGCCCGCGCUUGGGCUCUCCGCCGCCCCCCCACAUAAACCCCGGCAGGGGCGCGGGGGGCGGAGGCGGAGGGGGAAAUAUGGGCCCGCCAGGUCCCCCUAACAGCUUCUCCCCGUCUAGGUCCCCGCACCCGCGGUACUCCAGACCAGAUAGAAGGUUCCGCGGACCGUCCGCGGGGUGGAACCCUGGUCCGCUGGAUGAGCUAGAGGAGGGUCCCCCUGGCGCGGGGGGCCCAGGCGCGGAGUACAACGCGCAUGGGGGAUUUCCGCUGCAUGAUCCCCCUCCCCCGCCCCCCCAUGGCCUCCCCCCGCACGAGCUGGGGGGAUUCUACCUAGACGAGGGGAUGCCGCCCCCAGGCAUGCCCCCGCCCCCGCCGCCCCAUCAUCUCCCCCCCCACCACGCGCGCGCGCAUCCCCCGGGGCCUCCGCACGGGCACGCGCCUUCCCCCGGGGGGCAUCCGCGCGGGGGGGGUCCGCCCCCGCCCCCGCACCACGCGCUGGAGGAUCCGAUUCUGGUGCUGGCGGCGGAAUUCCCGGAUUUUUCCAUGCAGAGCCUGGCGGACGCGUUCUUCGCGCAUGGGGCGGACCUGGGGGCGACAAUUGAGGCUCUGUGGCAGCUGCAGGAAUAUGGGGACCCCUCGCCCCGCUUGCUAGUCCUUUCUCUAACCUUUGUUGCCUCCGUUCCUGCCUUCUUGCCUUCUUGCUUCCUUGCCUCUUUACCUCCCGCCUUGGCUUCCUACCACCAUGCACAGCAAUACCAAGAGGACGGGGACCCCUCGCUACACUCCGGCCCUACUCGCCCUUCCCAACGCUCCCCACCUCUCGGUUCCCUCUCUAACUUUGCCUCGCCUCCCCCUCCCCAUCACUACUCCUCUGCUGCUGCUGCCGCUGCUGCUGGUGGUAGAGCGGUUACUGCUACUCAUUCCGCCUCCUCCUCCCACCCUCACCGUUUCAGCGCCCACAUUUUGAACUCCCCUGGGGGUCCUGGUGGGGUUGGUGGUUCUGCUGCUUCGGAUGGAGGUCCGGACGGUGGUUUGGACCCGAGCCUCCUCUCCCGCUCCAUGCCGAACCUGAAACCGUUUGGCUCGGCCGGGCCUGGAGCUCCGGGGCUGGAUGAGAUGCAGUGGUGGGUUCGGCAGCAGCAGGGGGAGAAGGCAGGGGAGAAGCAGGGGUUUCAAGGCAACAGUGACGGAUAUGCGGGCUUGUAUGGUGCUGGUGGUGCUGGUGGUGUGGGUUCAGUGUGGGAUAUGAGUCCGUGCAAGCCCGGGGGGUUUGAGGGGAGGCGAGGGGAAUUCGAGGAGAAGCAACAGCAGCAGCAGCAGCAACAGCAGCAGCAGCAACAGCAGCAGCAUUUGCUUCGUGGGGAGGAGAUGUUUCAGUUUGAAAGGGCUGGUCUUGACGUGGUGGGUUCGAAGGAGGGUCCUCAUCCCCUCUCCCACACUCUACCUGCCCGCACAGCCUCACAACCACUCAACAAGUGGGCCCCUGAUGCCAACACCAACCCCGAUCCACCGUCAAGCUUCAACCCCAGGAGGAGCCUAGACGUUGACGCGCUCACAUAUGGCAUCAGGUGUGUGGGUUAG
Messenger RNA from Closterium sp. Yama58-4, 8424 nucleotides. Lineage: Eukaryota; Viridiplantae; Streptophyta; Zygnematophyceae; Desmidiales; Closteriaceae. The record is from the annotation of a GenBank genome assembly.